GUGCUACUGGACUCUUUAAUAUUUUUGAAAGAUGACUUUACUGUAAAGGCUGAACUCUGGCAGCUCCAAGAUUGGGGCGUGGGACCUGAGAAGAACAGGAGUAGCCUUUCCCCAGAGACCAUUUCUACUGCUCAGUGACACCCCCCAAGCCCCUCUUGUUCUUCCUGUGUCUUGUGGGUCCAGGACCAGCUGGGCCGACACUGCUUGGAAGAAGCAGCUCUCUCUUCUGCUGAUGCUAAGCAGCCUUUGCAUCCCCAGCUGCUUAAUCAGUGGAAAUGGAGCUGGGCUUGGUGGAGGCUCUUCUGUUCCAUGCCAGCUACUCCAUCUCCUAAUUGCUCUGGCAAGGGGAAACAUGGGAAAGCACAAGAUGUGGGCUGUUGGUCUGUGUUUGAGAGAGAUGAGAACAGUCAGUUAUAAGUGAAAUGACUUGUGCGCUUGGAUGGAUUUGAAAUGUGGCUGGCUGGGGAGAGCCCAAGAACCUGUUCCAUGUGUCAGUAGGUGGAUUUCCAUUUUACAUUGUCCUGCCCCGGAAACUGCCUCUCAGCAAAAUGAAGGAUCAGUGUUCUCUGCCUAUAUGUGCUCAGUUCAUGGGGGUGUCUGGGACAGGAUCCUGUCCCCCAAAUCCCUGUUGUGUGUGACUUGGGUUGAUGGGAGCUGUCUUUCCCUGUGUGACUUUCUGUUCUUUUGCUCUUCUGCAUUGAUUUGGAUGUUUGUCAGAAACGGGUCUGCCUCGGAUACAUCCAGAUCGUCCCCCGGUGACUUUUCUUGCUAUGGCAGAAGAACAGAGAGUGUGAAAAUAAUGACUGAAAAGGAGCUUCUUGCAGUGGCUUGUGAACAGUUCCUGGGAAAGAAUGUCCAUGAUAUUAAGAACGUGGUCCUCCAGACGCUGGAGGGGCAUCUGCGCUCCAUCUUAGGGACCUUGACAGUUGAGCAGAUCUACCAGGACAGGGAUCAGUUUGCCAAGUUGGUGCGGGAGGUGGCAGCCCCAGACGUGGGCCGGAUGGGCAUUGAAAUCCUGAGCUUUACUAUCAAGGAUGUCUAUGACAAAGUCAGCUACCUGAGUUCCCUGGGGAAGACCCAGACGGCAGCUGUGCAGCGAGAUGCAGAUAUUGGAGUGGCUGAAGCUGAGCGUGAUGCUGGCAUCCGGGAAGCCGAGUGCAAAAAGGAAACACUGGAUGUCAAGUUUAUGGCGGACACAAAGGUGGCUGACUCCAAGCGUGCCUUCGAAAUGCAGAAAGCUGCUUUCAGCCAAGAGAUUAACGUCAAGACAGCGGAAGCUCAGCUAGCAUAUGAACUGCAAGGAGCAAAAGAGCAGCAAAAGAUCCGCCAAGAGGAAAUAGAGAUUGAGGUUGUGCAGCGCCGAAAGCAGAUUGAUGUUGAGGAGAAAGAGAUCAUUCGUAUGGACAAGGAGCUCAUUGGCACCGUCAGAAGGCCAGCAGAGGCUGAGGCACACCGCAUGCAGGAGAUUGCAGAAGGAGAGAAGGUGAAGCAAGUCUUGAUUGCUCAGGCCGAAGCUGAGAAGAUCCGCAAAAUUGGAGAGGCUGAGGCUUCUGUCAUCGAGGCCAUCGGCAAAGCAGAGGCUGAGAAGAUGAAGCUCAAGGCGGAGGCCUACCAGCAGUAUGGGGAGGCAGCCAAGUUGGCCUUGGUGCUUGAUGCGCUGCCCCAGAUUGCUGCCAAGGUAUCUGCCCCAUUGGCCAAAGUAGAUGAAAUUGUGAUUCUCAGCGGGGACAACAACAAACUGACAUCAGAUGUGACCCGAUUGCUGGCUGAGAUUCCUGCAUCUGUACACGCCCUCACUGGGGUGGACCUAUCCAAGAUCCCCCUAAUCCAGAAAGCAACCGGAGCCCAGGCCUGAGAUGAGGCGAGUCGGUGAAGAGCACCCCUCACCCCGUUUAUGCACUCCCCAACAACUGCCUUGAACAUUGGGGGGCUCCUCCUCUUUUCAUCAGUGGAGAUAGUGGGGGCUUUGCUCGGGUGCCUUAUACCUUUUAGGACCAGAGUGGAGCAGGUCCACUGGUCCUUCAUUUCAAAGAGAGGCUUCUCUUCUGUAAAAUUCCUGUUCUGUGUCAUGCUAGCCAAACCCCUCUCUUGUCUGCUGUCUCACAAAGUCUGUGCCUUGACCAACCACUGCCCCCCCAGCUGCUGCUGUUGGGGCACGGAUGGACCCAAAAUGGAAAGGACUGGAACAGCUCCCCUGGAACAGAGAAAUGGGAUCCGCUAUUUGGGGUUGUUGCCUUCCACUCUUGGUGGUGAAGGACACGUUUGAGAUAAUUUUGCCUCAGCUGCUGCCACCCCUCUAAGGAAGGGGAGAAGAGGCAAAGAGGUGCCACCUGUAUGCUGGGUCUUUUUGAGCCAUAUCAGGCCAAAUGUCCUGUGCUGUCCAGACAUUGGUUCUCUGAAGGAGAGGUGACAGGGUUGGACCCAGUUGAGCCUUGAAGGCUGCUGUAUGUAGCCACAGCCUCAGUAAGCCUGUUCGUAAGCCUUGUGGCGCCUCCCACCAAAUGACCUGUGGGGAUCAAAGAGCUCAGUUGAAUCAAGGCCACGUUCUGUAUCUGCACUUGCACUCCCCACGUGUACACACACACUUGUAUUACUUCCCUGAUGUUUGGUGUUUAAUCAGUAUACAGAUUGUGCCUCCUUUUUGAUGCUAAGUUCUUACCACAUUGUCUAAUCUGCAAUGUCACCACGGCAGAAGCUGAAAACUCCUCAGAGGCUCUUGGUGUUUCUGCAUUCUGCUUCCCUGUGCUACCAACGAGCUGAAGAUGCAACUCCCCCCACCCCACCCCGGCUCUGUUCAGUCCAUGUGCUGGAGCCAGCUCUUUUCCUAUCCUCAGCUUAAGUGUCUCUGAGCCAGCACAAGAGGUGGCCACUGCCAGGGCUAGUCUUACUGUCUUGGUCCUGCCUAAGCUGAGAGUUUCCCCACAUGUUCUCCUGGCCCCUGAAUACCUGCUUUCAUUAAAGGCAUGCUAACGCAUGAGCAUGUGUGAAGGGUGGCAGAGUGGGAAACGGCAGCAGCCAAGCUAAGCGGCCUGAGCCAGCCCAGGUUGAAGGCGGCUGUUUUUUCUCUCCCCUCCUCUGUGCCUGGCCUAGUUGCCACAAGCAACCAUCUUUUCCUUCCUGCUGCUCUGUGCCAUGGGGUGUAGACCUUUCCCCCCCUAUUCUGUGCUGAGCACCUCCAUGCCACUUGUAUCUGCCUCAGAUAUAAAAGUGGUUCAGUGGAGCCAUCUAGGAUUUUUACCUGGGGGAAGGGGUGCUGAUUCCCCCAGGAGGUCCAGGCAGCUCCCACGGUGCCUCUUCCCCUGUUAAACACGGCCAUGCAAAUGCAUGCUUUGUCCAAAGUUGCUUGCGACCCCUUUGUGGCGCAUGGGAUCCUAAGGACGUUGUCCUGCGUUAUAUAUUGGAUUCUGUUCACCUUCUCAGGCUGCUUUUGGAGUGUCCUUGGUCCCCCCUCCAUGAAUAAUGUGAAGGUCAAAGGGGGGAGAAUGGUGGCAUGCAAAGUUCUAUGGCACUUGUGUGGAAGGGUCUUUUGGUGGGGUGGGGGAGGAAUUAUUAGCUGUGACUUUCCUUGAGGGGUUUGCGGGGACAUUGGAGGGCUUGGCUGAAGCCCCCCCCCCUUCAUUCCAUGCUCAAAGGGGUAGCAUUAAACCUGGUGCCUGAGAGGGAGAUGUCUGCCCUCCUCUCGGGCCAAGUCCUGCAUCUCCUCUUCCUCUACCUCUCCCCCCAAUUGUUCUCCUGCCACGGCCGCCAUACAUAUCUCUGCAUGUACAUGGUGCAUGACAGCCUGUGCCAUGGGUCACCAGGGACCUGUUGUUUAUCCAAGUGUGAAACAAUGUACAAUAAAAUUGUGGUGACCUUGC
Molecule: messenger RNA, 3857 nt
Organism: Eublepharis macularius
Lineage: Eukaryota; Metazoa; Chordata; Lepidosauria; Squamata; Eublepharidae
Gene: FLOT2
Product: flotillin 2
Exons: 9
Coding region: 440-1855 (471 amino acids)
Biological process (GO): protein localization to plasma membrane; regulation of myoblast differentiation
Cellular component (GO): plasma membrane
Source: RefSeq, a predicted model, not a curated record